AUGCGGCUGCCGGAGCUGUGCCUGGCGCUCCUCUACGCCGCCGGCAGCGGCACCGAAGCGCCGCGGGCAGCCCGGGAGCGGCCGCUGGCCCCGGGACGCGGGGAGCCCCGCGUGGAUCCCCGGCAGGCGUGGAUGCUGCUGGCCGGGAGCCCCGGGAGGGGCAGCGGCGAGCGGGGCCGCGGCGGCUCCGGGGCUCUCACGGCAGCAGCGGGCCCCGGCUCCCCGGGAAAAACAACCGCGGGACCCGGGGCCGGCCCGGCCGCCCCCGCCGUGCCCGAGGAGCUGCUGAGGGAGCUGCAGCUCCUGCUCAGAGGCACGGCAAAGAUGUGCAGGACAGCUGGGGAAGGGUCUAAGGAGGAGCAAAGCAGCAAAGGCGGCGGCCAGGCCGGGGCUCAGCGUCGUGUGGAAGCAGCUUUCCAUUGCCAAACGCGUGCAGACAUCGCUGUGGAGCAGAAGGCGUGGCAGGAGCUGGGACCGUUCUACAUUCCUGAGAGGGAGGAGAUGUUCCACCGUGGCCCGGGGCUGAACCUGACCAGCGGGCAGUACACAGCCCCCCUUGCAGGAUUCUACACCUUCAGCAGCACGCUGCACAUCGCGCGCAGGGAGCCGCGGAGGAAGAGGCAGGGAUGGCGAGGGAGCCGCCUGCGGGUGCUGAUCUGUGUGCAGUCCUGCUGCCAGCACAACAGCCACCUGGAGAGUGUGUCCCAGCUGGAGAGCAGCGGGGACCUUUUCACCAUCUCUGUCACGGGCACCCUUUACCUGCAGGCUCUCCUCUCACCAUUCAAAGUGGCUCCGAUUUCAGUGCUGUGCUGCUGGGAGUGUGAAGAGGCUGAACCGUGCUGAACCUGUGCCAGGAGCAGCCACACCCUUCCCUGUGCCAGCCACCAUCGUCUCCCCUGCUCAGCACCCAGCCUAAGGAAGACCAUUUGCUCAUACAGGGAGCUGCAGUCUGGUCUGACACUGCUCGUGCUGCAGAACCAGCUGAAGAUGGACAAAAGAUCAUGAAGAAGAAGAUGAUGAUGAUGAUGAUGAUGAUAGUAAUAAAGAAGCCUGAGCAGGACCUAAA
This is a messenger RNA of Agelaius phoeniceus (red-winged blackbird), 1066 nucleotides long. The record is from RefSeq and is a predicted model, not a curated record. Lineage: Eukaryota; Metazoa; Chordata; Aves; Passeriformes; Icteridae.